AUGUGGCCCGGUCUUAGGCUGCGCACAGCCUGCCUACAGGAGAUGCCUCUUCGAAGAGCACUCUAUACAGGCCGAAGCAGAAAUGCACGUUUCGGUCCUCGCGGCAGUAUAAACCGACCCCAGCGAAUUCAGCCCGUUCGAAGAGAUGCGCCAAAUGAACCAGAAGAACCAACACCGAGUCCUUCAGGUGCCCCGAACCCAGAUUAUGAUCCGUCUCAAAAUACUCUUCUCUCCCCAGUCCAUCUCCCAGAAGAUCCCAAUGCGGUGCUCAAAGAGAAUCAUCCAGCGACAAAUUUAUUGGCAAAUUCAGGACUCGUUGUCCAGAGACAACUGGAAAUGAUGACUGUGAUGGUUGGGUUUGAACAAGCCAACAAGUAUGUCAUUAUGGACGCGCAAGGAAACCACAUCGGAUACAUGGCGGAGCAAGAAAAAGGAAUCUCGAAUACAAUGGCACGCCAGAUGUUUCGUACUCGUCGAAGUUUUGUCACACACGUAUUUGACCGACAUGAGAAUGAAGUUCUGCGGUUCCAUCGUCCAUUUUCCUGGAUCAAUUCCCAAAUAAAAGUCUACGAUCCUCUCGAUGUCACGACAUCCGCAUACUCCUCUUCCACAGCCCUCCAAACUACCACGCCCGGUUCUCUUGUGUCCGCUGGCAAUGGCUCGAAUACACGUAUCUCGCCUCUCAGCUUUGACGAAAUGCGCAUAAUCGGCGAGGCUCAAUCACAAUGGGCUCCCCUAAGACGGAAAUACAAUCUCUUCACAUAUCACCAAUCCCCUAACCCAGCGACGGAUAUGGGCACGCAGACCUUCCCUCUCUCUGGAUCAAAUUUGUCUAACACACAACAAAUGCAGCUUGCUCAGACAUCCAACCAAGGCUCAGGCGAGUUCAACCAGUUUGCCUACGUUGAUGAGCCAUGGCUGAGUUGGAACUUUCAUCUUCGCUCUGCUGAAAAUCAAUUGAUUGGAUCAGUGAAUCGUGACUUUUCUGGAUUUGCUCGAGAGAUCUUCACAGACACUGGUGUUUAUGCUUUACGCAUGGAUUCUGCUAGCCUCGGAACCCAAGACUCGGAGACUACAAUAGUGAAACCCACCGGUAUGACUCUUGACCAACGUGCUGUCAUGCUAGCUACCGCUGUCAGCGUCGACUUUGAUUAUUUCAGCCGCCAAAGCAGUGCAGGCGGGUUUGGAUUCAUGCCUCUGUGGUUUCCUGGUAUGGGAGGCGAGGCUGCCGGUGGCGCUGCUGGUGGUGCGGCUGGUGGUGCAGUUGGCGGUGCAGCUGGUGAAGUCGGAGCCGCUGGAGCCGCUGGAGCCAUUGGAGAAGCUGCUACAGGCGCUGUUGGUCGAGCUGGUGCUAUGGGUGGAAUGACAGAUGGAAUGGCAACCGGUAUUGCUGGCGCCGGUGCUAUGGCCGGAUACGAAGCAAUGCAACGCGGUACUGGUGGACAAGAUGGUCAGGCUUCACCUGAGCAACAGCCUGACAUUUCACCUUAUGACCAGCAUUCGCCGCAACAAUCUGGUUUCUACGAGGAUGCAUGGCAAGAACAACAACACCAAGAACAACAAAAUGAAGAUGUCUGGGGCCAAGAAGAACCCUGGAAAGACCAAGGACCAGAAGGUGGAAGUGGAGGUGAAGGAAGUGGCCUGGGCGACUUUUCUGACUGGUUCUGA
Molecule: messenger RNA, 1668 nt
Organism: Penicillium malachiteum
Lineage: Eukaryota; Fungi; Ascomycota; Eurotiomycetes; Eurotiales; Aspergillaceae
Product: scramblase family protein
Exons: 3
Coding region: 1-1668 (555 amino acids)
Biological process (GO): plasma membrane phospholipid scrambling
Cellular component (GO): plasma membrane
Molecular function (GO): phospholipid scramblase activity
Source: RefSeq, a predicted model, not a curated record